UUCGUCGUACAGUGAGGUUGUACACAACAAUUUUCUCUCUGUAUUCAACGUCCCAUCAUCUGUGUAUAUAUACUCUCUUUCUUUUUAUCAAACCGUUUUAUUUCAUAUGUUUAUAUGGUGUGUUGCACACUUAAAUUAUGUGAGAGAUUCUUUUAAAUCGAAUCCUUCGUCUGCAUGACGUGCGUGUAUUUGUGAUUCCAAAACGAAGAAAACGAACCAAAAGGAAUUCAUUUUAUCAUUUGGUGUGCGUGGUUUUGAUUUAUUUAUCUAUUUUUUUUUCUCAAUUCGUUUCAAAUGUGCAUUGUGUUUUAACGAUUUGCGCCGACCAGUAAACGUAGCGUGCAAUUAAACUUGAGUUAAAUAAGUUAUUGCUUAUUUUUACCUUAAGUUUGGACACUUUUGAAUUGGUUUGUUUCGAGCAAAGAAAAAACACACAUUUUAUUCCCCAUAUCUGUGCUUGUCAGUGUGAUGAUAACACAUCAAAUGCCAAAUCAUUGGAGAACACUAACAAAAGAUCGAAGCGUAUCUGUGCAUUUUUGUUGCAAUCAUUCAAUUCCCAAAUGCAUUUUCCGGUUGUUCAUGUGAAUUGUGCAUCGUAAUCAAUAUACGAUUGAAAACAGUAAAAAUAAAUCGAGGAAAGAAUAAACUUUUAAACAAUAAUUUAAAUCACAUUUUAUCGAUUGCUUAGACACAUCAGCUCAAAAUUUCUUUUGAUCAUCAUCUCGAGCAACUUUCGCGAUUAUUCUGAGUGUAAGGAAAAAAAAAAUUCGAUUCGAAAAAAAAUUGUGAUUGUUUUUCCUUGUUAUUUUCAACUAUCAAGACUAUCUGCAGUGCGGAACUCAAUAUUGAACAAAUCCAAUAAGAACCAAAUUUAAAAUUGAUAAACAACCGUAUUAAUACAGUUGAAAUAAUCAUUGCGGUGCAUACAACUUCAAUAAUAAACCGGAUUAAAUGGAUUAAUUGGCUAGUAAAAUAAAUAAAAGCAAACAAAAAGCACAGCACAUUAUUGUCUAUCAUAUUAUCUUUCCGUUGAAUUGUGGAAAGUGUAUGAGUAGAACAAAAGUUCGAUCGGCCUAGAAACAACCAAAUUCAAUCGAGCACCAGUGACGGCAGCGGUGACAAAAAACAAAUCGCAAACAUUUUAAAAAUCUUACAUUGAAACAAUUUAUGUGAAGAACGAUUCAUCUAAGACGAAUUUACAAAACGGACAGUCAUACAGAGUUGCAUUACAACUGUGCAUUUCAACUCAAGCACACUUAACGUAAUGACAAUGAAACCAGCGUGAAAACACUCUCAUAUCGCGCGCACAUCUUGGAUCUGAACAACUGAAAGUAUAAACCAAUCAACAGAACGGAGUGUGUGUGUGUGUGUGUUUGUGUGUAGACGACUUGUGUAUGUAUGUGUGUGUCAUUUAUUACAUACGUACGAAUAAGUGAACCAGGGACAGAGAAAGAGAGAGAAAACAGUGUCAGUUCAACCAAAAUCAUCAAUUCGAGCGGUGCAUUCGCGCGCGCACCUCUGCCAAAAACAUCGAAUUGAAUUAAGUAACGAAAUUAUUUGUGUGCAUCCAAUUUAAUCGAUAUCAUCCAAAUGGGCACAAAAUCACCGGGCACAUCGCAGCGAUGUCGAUUGAUAUUGCAACACUGUUUGGCGAUACAAUUGAGCAAACCAGGCCAUACUCCUGAAGAUUUCUGGAUGUACGAUUCCGGCUACAUGAUAUUCCAGAAUUUUCUCGCUGCAAAUUCGCAAUGUUGGUGGAACCAAGCACUAACUGCAGCAACAAGAGCGUUAAAAUAUGCUGGUCAUGUUGCUCCAGGGAUGCUGUUAGUCACGGCUGAACCAUGCGCUCUAGAAGUUUUACGUGGUGCAUAUGCAAGAAGCGUUUUGAAACCGCCAGCUACUUAUGUCAUCAGUGCAGUCGGUGAUAUCGAUGAUUGUAUCGUAACUCCGACCGUGCAAGGACAGUUUACACCAUUGCCGGAGGCUCUUUGCGACGUCAUUAUGGAUUUGACGUCGCAAGGACAGUCUGCCACAAUUGAAAAUAUACGCGUCAAAUUAUCAGUGCGGUUUCCACAUAUGCAACAGCCAAGCAAUGAAAUGAUUUACGACAGUCUAGCCCAAUUGAUGCAAGAGAAAAAGAUCUAUCAAACAGCUAAAGGAUACUUUAUAGUGACACCUGAGCGAAGGCGAAGCAGAUCAAGACCACGAAGUCAACGCGGAUUUCCCGAUAAUUUUGAAGAAUCAAUGGAACCAACCGAUGCAAGAACCAUUUUAAUGACAAAUGCUGAAGCCGUACACAAUUUAUAUGGUGAAAUUUCAACGGAACGUGACGGCGAUUUAACACAUCAAUGCAUUCAAACAAAUUUAGCUGAUGUCAUUUGUGGAGGUAAUCCCAAUGACAAAGUAAUUUAUGCAAGAACAUCAAAACGACGAAGUGCAUCAUUUCCAACGCCACGUAGUUUGGAUCGUCGUCAUAGUCUGCGAUUGUUUGGUUCAUCAAAACGAUUACAACGAUGCGCAUCAACGAGAAGUCUUUCGAAAAACUAUGCACAAACAUUGGCAUCGAACAAUUGUGGAACUGACAGCAGCAGCUCAGAAUAUCAAAGCACCGAUUCAUCGUCACCAAGUACGUUUAUUAACAGACACCAUAAUUAUGUGAUUACUUUGAAUUUCAUGCAUUUUCAAUUAUUUCGAAUUUUAGAAAAGGCUUCUCUGCUAUCGAGACUAUUUCGGCGCAGUGGACGAUCAAAGCAACGUCAAAUUGAAACAUAUUCUGCACAAUUUCCGCCAGCUGAAUGGUUUAAUUCAAAGGCCGUACAUUUGCACAGUGUUGGCACACAGACAAGCGAUUUGGAUGCUCCCGAUAUUAAAACACUUUCGAAGUCAACAUUUUAUGAUGGUGCCGAAUUGAGACAUCGAUCAUCAACGCUACCGCGACGUCAUCGUCGUCACAUGUCCAGUGAAUCAACGUUUGUUAUUUCAUCGCGAGAUUGUUCGCCAAUUCGUCGACGUUCGCCGGUCUAUUGUAGCGGUAGUCUUCCUCGAUCAACACAUUCAAUACCCGCUGCAUCGACCCAAACAAAAGUACAACGUACAGUUCCAAGCAAGCAUAUAAUUAACGAACAGAAUCGAAUUACAGCGAAAAGUGGUGAAAUUUAUCGAAGUCCUAAGAAAACUUGUACCCUUGAUAAUCGACUAACAAACGAUCGUCAUUAUCGUUCUGUCAAUAGUGGCCCAUCAAGCUAUGAAUCCGGCAAGGCAUCCGUUUUAUCGGGAUUAUCAAGCAUCGAAGACGAUAAAGUGUCAUAUAGUCGAACAAGCGGACAUUCGAGUCUUGAUUCACAUCCAUCGAUAAGUACGAUUACAACAAAUAAAAGUGGUAGCCGUUCAUAUGCCAAUGGAAAUUGUUCACCAAAACAUCAAUUGGGCAAAUCAAAAUUGACGUUGGACUCAAAUGGACGCAUGAAAUCAACAUCAACAUCAACCAGCAAUGGUCCAACAUCACGUUCAGAUGAUGUUACUGUACCGGUUCUCGGUAAACCACCGAUUGGCAUACCCAAUUCCAGUUCAAACAGUUCAAUCACACUUCAGGUUACCACAUCGAAUGAAAGUCAAAUUCCAAACACAAAGAUUUUUGUGCAAAAUUCACCGGUACGCAGUGUUAUCACACUUGAAAAUGGUAAACUUUUGGACAAUUCAAAUGUUUAUAUUAUAAACAAUGAAACGACAACAAAUGGAAAUGGUGAAAUUAUAAAACGAUCCAUAUCGAAACAUAGUUCGCCGGCCAAAAUGCGUGCAUCAUCGAAACGUGACAAAGAAAAUGAAUUAUUGUUGAUCGAAAAUGAUAUGGCAUCGGAAACAUGCGAUUCACUGUCAUUCAUAAGUGAAACAUCGCCAGAAUCAAGUAUAAUGCCAACACCUACGCCCGAACCAUUUGCCACCGAUUCAAUUGAAAAUUGCAAAUUUACCAAGAACGUAAAUAACGAUGCCACCAUGAAUAAUGGACGAAAAUUCUCGUUGCCCAUAUCCAAUACAAAUAGUAACAUUGUCUAUAAAAAUGUAUUAAAAAAUGUGAAUGACAUUAGUCCAUCGUCACCGUUGAACAAUAAAAAUGUCUUUACAUUGGAUGAAAUGGUUGUGGAGAAAAUCGAAACAAUCAAUUUGGAACGUAAUACAAUUGCCGGUUCGGUUGGUAAUCUUCGGUUCAUCGAGAAAAAUGAAAAAAUCAUCAAUUCAAAUUGUGAUUUGAAGAUGUCACCAUACGAAUGUGGUAAUAUGACAAAAUUAAAUUCAAAUCCAGCCAUCAAUACCGAUUCCAUUGCGCAAAUUUUAUCGAAAAAUAUGAUUGCCGUUGGCAGUGAACCAAAUUUGGCCAUAAAUAGUAACGGUGAUGGUAAGCAAAAAAUCAACAACGGCGAUAAAUCAAUGGACAAAGAAUCGGUCGAUCGUCGAUUCAGCGUAUCGCGUGAGAAUAGCAUUAAUGAUCGCGAUGAACUGUACAAUUUUCCAAGUUUAAGUGAUUUGAGUUUUAAUUUCACAUCGUUGGCCGCACAAAAAAUCCUAAAAGGUGUCAGCAUCAACAGCAUCGAUACAUUAGUCGAAUUGAAUAUGGCACAAGAGAAACAACAAAAUAACGUAUCGUCUACAACUGCCGCCCAACCACAAGCAAUUUGUACAGACUAUGGAAUGGUUUAAACGAGAUGAAGAAUUCAUGUUUUUAUCGCAUUUCGUGUGACCGUAUUUCGAUUCAUCUUUCUCUUCGUAAAUUAUCUUCAUGCUCUGUUCGAUUUUAUUCAUCAUUUAGUUUUAAUUCUUCAAUAAACAGGAACUUUAGCUCUCAAAUGGAAUUGAACAGCAAUAAAAAAAAUUAAGUAGUUCUUUUUUUCAUUUAGUCUACAAAUUCAAUGCGGUUAUUCUCAAUGUAUUUGGGAAGAUUCACAUUGUCGAUGUCCAUUUUUGGAUUUAGAAAAAAAACUGUUUAUUUUACACACGUAAAAGUACAUUUUUAUAGCAUAGCUAGUAAUUGAAAUUAAAAACGAUUUAGAAGUAUACACAUAGAUGACACUUAUAUAGUUUUUCUUAUUAGAUAUAAAGGUGGCAUUUUAUUAUGUUUUCCCCUGCAAUUUCACGCAAACGAAAUCGUCCGCAGAAGAAAAACAAUUAUGCGUCUCACGACGAAUCUGAUUAAUUGAUCGAAGAUUUUGUGGCCAGAUAGGCCACAUGGUCGUGUCAGUACUUUUGUAAAAUGCCCAAAUACAUUUAUUAGCAAUUAUUUAAAGAUUUUAUACAUACAUACAUAUAUGAAUAUAUAUUACGUCAGUUCGAUAAAUACAAGUGCCAAAUUUGCAAA
Molecule: messenger RNA, 5350 nt
Organism: Contarinia nasturtii (swede midge)
Lineage: Eukaryota; Metazoa; Arthropoda; Insecta; Diptera; Cecidomyiidae
Gene: knockout
Exons: 9
Coding region: 1591-4695 (1034 amino acids)
Biological process (GO): positive regulation of transcription by RNA polymerase II
Cellular component (GO): cytoplasm; nucleus
Molecular function (GO): RNA polymerase II transcription regulatory region sequence-specific DNA binding; DNA-binding transcription activator activity, RNA polymerase II-specific
Source: RefSeq, a predicted model, not a curated record